ACAAAAUACUUUUUCCGGAGUAGGGAUCCCGCAGCAUAGGAAGGCACCAUGCAAAAUGUUAUUUAAUGUUUUGGUGAAUUGCAGCUUUAAGAUUAUUGCAUUGCAUUAAAAACCUGAUGUCUGUGUAAGAACAUAACAUACAAAGCAAAGGAGUUGACUAAAAUACAUUUCUGAUUCGUUGUUAGUGAGUAUGAGCCACUGUGUUCUGUAAACACGUGAAGUGUGAUGCCCUUCAGGAGCUCCACACAACUGAACUGCCUGUAAGGCUAUUGGUAAGUGUUGCAGAUUUCAGAGGAUUUUAGAAUGAGUGAUGUCACCAACAAGGCAAGUGGUGUCAUAGAUUGAGACAUACAACCUUAACUCAGGAUGCAUCCGGAUCUGUCGCCCCAUCUGCAUACUGAUGAGUGCAAUCAGCUUAUAACACUUCUCAAACAGUGCCACAAAGAGCAUAACGUCCUCAAGUUCUUUGGAACAUGUAAUGAUGUGGACCGUGCAAUGCGUGAUUGUCUCAGAAAAGAGUAUCAAUCAAAAAGGGAGCGCAGCAAAGCCCAUGCAGAAGAAAUGAGAAGACGUUUGAAGGAACAACCAAAAGAACAUCCAUAAGAUCAAGAUUGCACCCUUGAAGCACAGACCUACUUUAGACAUUAACUAGCCUCUAGCUUCUGGGCUUUGUAGGUGACACUUUAAACCUGGAGUACAUUUCUCUGAGGUAAUGUUGAUUAAUUUAUUAUGAACAUUGCAGUAAAUGAAGAAGCUGAGUGUGUUGCCUCUAGAUGCAACACAAGUUUAUUUAGUAGUGUUGAAUUGCAGAUGGUUGAAUUUGAGUUUGAAGCUCCUAAUGGAAAUAUGAACUGUUUGUUUCCAGAUGUGGCCUACUGAUUUGAAACAAAAUUGUCAAAUAGUGUAAUUCAAAUAAAAAAAUCAAAUCAC
Molecule: messenger RNA, 930 nt
Organism: Danio aesculapii
Lineage: Eukaryota; Metazoa; Chordata; Actinopteri; Cypriniformes; Danionidae
Gene: cmc2
Product: C-x(9)-C motif containing 2
Exons: 5
Coding region: 367-603 (78 amino acids)
Cellular component (GO): mitochondrion
Source: RefSeq, a predicted model, not a curated record